This is a messenger RNA of Silurus meridionalis, 3417 nucleotides long. RefSeq names its product ubiquitin specific peptidase 22 (gene usp22). NCBI's taxonomy places the organism in Eukaryota, Metazoa, Chordata, Actinopteri, Siluriformes, Siluridae. The record is from RefSeq and is a predicted model, not a curated record. Gene Ontology annotation, molecular function: cysteine-type deubiquitinase activity; zinc ion binding. Gene Ontology annotation, biological process: protein deubiquitination.
AAAAGUUUCCCCUUGUUUGAGGGAAAAGCGGCCGGAACAUGCCCUGGGCCCACACACUGUCCCUCCGCUGUACCGAACCAACACCGGAGCUUCCGGCAGAGAGGGGGGUGGGAGUAACAUGAUCGUGCAUUUGAAGAGCAGCCCGCGCUGCCAAUUAGGCCGCUUCAUUAUUAAGUAAAGGCGGGGCCUGAGACACAAAUGACACAACCCUCAACCAAUGGAAGACGCACGAAAUGUGCCAUCCACCAAUCAGGCGGCGGCACCGUGAGGUUUGUGUCGCCCACGGUGUUCACUUGAAUUCCAGUGCCGUCCAUUAAAACAUCCGACUUGGAAAAACGGCAGGUUUAAAGUGGCUCCGGGAUUAAAACCACACCGCGGCGGAAGCGAGCAGAUGCCGAGGACCUUCCAGGAAUAAGGCUUACAUCUCGCGGAGCUCUGCCGUAUGAGUGAGGCACGCGUCCGGAGCAGCGCCGCGGCUGCCUGCAGAGCCUGCCGAAACGGAACAAUCGCUGGAUAAUAAUCGGUCGGUGUCGGUCGGCGGAACGCGGCUCCUGUCGCUGAAUCUGCGACGCGUCUCGGAUGCGAUUGCGCAGCCAUGGGUCCGGCAGGCUGCUCCCACGUGAACGGCUUCAAAGUGGAGAACUGGAAGCAGAACCUGCGCGUCAUUUACCAGUGCUUUGUGUGGAGCGGCUCGGCCGAAACCAGGAAACGCAAGGCGAAGUCAUGUAUAUGUCACAUGUGUGGUGCUCACCUGAACCGGCUGCACUCGUGUCUCCACUGCGUCUUCUUCGGCUGCUUCACGAAGAAACACAUCCAUGAGCAUGCCAAAACCAAGAGACACAACUUGGCUAUAGACCUUUUGUACGGAGGAAUAUACUGUUUUGUGUGCCAAGACUACAUAUACGAUAAAGACAUGGAGCAGAUCGCCAAAGAAGAACAAAGGAAAGCAUGGAAAUUGCAAGGCAUCGGAGAGAAAUAUUCGACGUGGGAACCUACAAAGCGAGAGCUGGAGCUGCUUCGGCACAACCCGAAACGACGGAGGAUUACUUCCAACUGCACCAUAGGUCUGAGGGGUUUGAUAAACCUGGGCAACACAUGCUUUAUGAACUGCAUUGUCCAGGCUCUGACACACACCCCACUGCUGAGGGACUUCUUCCUCUCAGACAGACACAAGUGUGAGAUGCAGGCCAACUCCUGCCUUGUCUGUGAGAUGUCCCAGCUUUUCCAGGAGUUUUACUCGGGCCAUCGCUCUCCCCACAUUCCCUUUCGGCUGCUGCACCUGGUGUGGACACAUGCACGCCACCUGGCUGGCUAUGAACAGCAGGAUGCACACGAGUUCCUCAUCGCAGCCCUGGACGUGCUACAUCGCCACUGCAAAGGGGAUGACAACGGGAAGAAGGCGAACAACCCGAAUCACUGCAACUGCAUCAUUGACCAAAUCUUUACUGGAGGCUUGCAGUCAGACGUCACGUGUCAAGUCUGCCAUGGGGUAUCAACAACAAUAGACCCAUUCUGGGACAUCAGUUUAGACCUCCCGGGUUCAUCCACUCCGUUCUGGCCUCUCAGUCCAGGCUCUGACGGCAGCGUCGUGAACGGAGAGAGUCAUCCGAGUGGAGCUACCACACUGACCGACUGCUUACGGAGAUUUACUCGGCCCGAGCACUUGGGGAGCAGUGCCAAAAUCAAAUGCAGUGGUUGCCAUAGUUACCAGGAGUCCACUAAGCAACUGACAAUGAAGAGGCUCCCCAUCGUGGCAUGCUUUCACCUCAAAAGGUUUGAGCAUUCCGCAACUCGAAGGAAAAUCACCACAUACGUAUCGUUUCCACUCGAGCUCGAUAUGACUCCCUUCAUGGCCUCCAGUAAAGAGAGUCGGAUGAACGGACAGUACCAGCAGCCAGUAGACUCGUUAAACAAUGAUAACAAGUAUUCUCUCUUUGCUGUAGUGAAUCAUCAGGGCACACUGGAGAGCGGCCAUUACACCACCUUUAUCCGCCAGCAUAAGGACCAAUGGUUUAAAUGUGAUGACGCCAUCAUCACUAAAGCCAGCAUUAAGGACGUGUUGGACAGUGAAGGGUAUCUACUGUUUUACCAUAAACAGUUCCUUGAGUACGAGUAACCUCUCCACGCAGAUGUUGAAGAUGUUGGACCAUAAGAGUAACCGGAGAAAUCGAAGCGGAAAAGCAAAGACGGCAGUCUCACACGAGCACAGCAGGGGGCAGCAACAACAGCAAGAAAACACCACGACUACCAUAAAUUAUUCCUCGCGUAAAACACACGAAAAAACGAAUGCACAGCGACCCGGCUGAGGCAGUGCACACUUGAGUAAAGAUUAGUGAAAAGUGAUGCAAGACGGAGCUCUGUGCUGUUUUCACGCGAAAAGCGACGUCUGUUUAUCUGCUCAGCCACAGGUUUAUUUUUUUAUGCCCUUUUCCACACAUUUGAUUGGUUCUGAUGCAUUUCUGACACCGCAGCCGGCGAGGGAGGACGUUCGAUGUUAAGUGUGUUGUUGUUUUUUUUUGUUUUUUUAUUCACCUGAAUGCAAAUGCAAGAAAACGUUAUGGUACAAAAGGUUUUGUGAAAACGUCGAUAGAUUUUAAUCUUUUGUGAAUUUGAAAUACUGUAUACCUGCACAUGUCUUUCCCCAUUCGACAGGGUGAAGCGAUGGAGUGUAUGAAAACAGGCGGAGAGCGAAUACGGUCGGCACGUCGUACACAUCAGAUCUGCUUCUUCCUCACACUGCAUUCUUUUUUAUUUUUUUUUCACCGAGGGCAGGGAAAUAGUGUGUGUGUGUGUGUGUGUGUGUGUGUGUGUGUGUGUGUGUGUGUGUGUGUGUGUGUGUGUGUGUAUAUAUACCUACAUCUAUUUUUAUAAGACAUUGAACUCUCGUUUCGAUACUUCCCCUCCCCCCACCCACAUAUUUGUCUCUCUCAUAUUUCUGCUGUUUUUGUUUUUUGUUUUUUUGUUGUUUUUUUUCUCCAGGAAAUGCAGCUAUGUCUUUUUUUUUAAUUAUUAUUAGAAAAUGUAGUCAUUGUGAAAAGUUUGGAUGGCAAAAUGUUUCUCAUCGAGGGUUGGGUGAUGCAUUGUGGACAGAAUGUUCUCAUGUGGUGCAUCCUGACAUGGCUUGAUUCAGCAGUGUUAGCCCUGCUACAUGUUGCUCGGGUUGUGUGUGGGUCUCUGAUGCGUCUAUGCAGUUUGUGUGUGUGUGUGUGUGUGCGUGCGUUUGCUCACGUGAUCAAGUCCUUGUAAGUGUAUAUGUUUGUGUGUGUGUGUGUGCGCGUGUGUUUGUGUACUGAAUCAGUACUUAAACUUGGCAUGCUGUCUAAACUGGACUUUGGGAGAGAAGUGAGUUUUUAUAAAUGUUAAUCAUGUAUGUAUGUAUAGUAUGUACGUAUGUAUAUAAAACAAAUCAAUGAAAAA